This is a messenger RNA of Rhinopithecus roxellana (golden snub-nosed monkey), 1593 nucleotides long. It is a transcript of the gene DHRS12, whose product is annotated as dehydrogenase/reductase 12. The record is from RefSeq and is a predicted model, not a curated record. NCBI's taxonomy places the organism in Eukaryota, Metazoa, Chordata, Mammalia, Primates, Cercopithecidae.
AGGGGCGGAGGCCGCGCCGGGAGCGCGGAGGGGCUCGGUGUGCGGCGUGCCCGCCAUGUCCCUGUACCGCAGCGUCGUGUGGUUCACCAAGGGGCUGCGCGAGGACACCAAGAGUGGCUAUGAAUCUGCGUCCAAAGACUUUGUCCCUCAUAACUUGGAGGUCCAGGUUCCUGGAAGAGUCUUUUUGGUCACUGGAGGAAACAGCGGCACUGGCAAAGCAACUGCCCUUGAAAUCGCCAAGCGAGAUGGCACAGUUCACCUGGUUUGUCGAGAUCAAGCCCUAGCAGAAGAUGCCAGGGGUGAGAUCAUCCAGGAGAGCGGUAACCAGAACAUUUUUCUGCACAUUGUGGACUUGUCUGAUCCCAAGAAAAUCUGGAAAUUUUUUGAAAAUUUCAAGCAGGAACAUAAACUCCAUGUUCUGAUCAAUAAUGCAAGUUGCAUGGUCAAUAAAAGAGAGCUUACAGAAGAUGGACUUGAAAAAAACUUUGCUACCAAUACUCUGGGUGUGUACAUUCUCACGACCGGCCUGAUCCCUGUGCUGGAGAAAGAACACGACCCCCAAGUGAUAACCAUCUCCUCAGGAGGAAUGUUGGUUCAGAAACUGAACACCGAUGAUCUCCAGUCCAAAAGAAGCUUGGAUGGAACUAUGGUCUAUGCACAAAACAAAAGACAGCAAGUGGUUCUGAUGGAGCGGUGGGCCCAAGGGCACCCGGCCAUCCAUUUUUCUUCCAUGCAUCCUAGCUGGGCCGACACCCCAGGUAUGAGGCAGGCGAUGCCGGGGUUCCACGCCAGGUUCAGGGACCGCCGGCGCUCUGAGGCCCAGGGCACGGACACGGUGCUGUGGCUGGCCCUCUCCUCUGCCGCAGCCGCGCAGCCCAGCAGCCGCUUCUUUCAAGAUCGGAAGCCAGUUUCUACACACUUGUCUCUCACUAGAAUGUCCUCCUCACCAGCCGAAGAGGAGAAACUCAUUGAAAUCCUAGAGCAGCUGGCUCAGACAUUUAAAUAGACCAACCGAGGCACAGUGUGGUACCAGAAUUGCCUUAGAAAAUACCAGGUGUGGUCUAGGGGCCAGUGAACAAGACCCCACUUCAACUUCCCCUCGAAGGCGUUGUGCCUUACAGUGAGGGGCCUACAAGGGCUGGGAACUUUCAUUUCAAAAUAAAUACUACCGGGGCUGUCAUCAGGCUGACCUUGAUUCCUGCAGCAGGUUCUUUUCUUAAGUCUCUCAUUUAUUCGAGAAUGUGGUUUUCUAAAGAAUUCGAAGUUCAAGAUGAACCACCACUGCCAGUCUGAGGGGACCCAGGGUUGGAGGCAGCAGGAAUGCCCCGCUGCGGACUCCACUUCCCCUCCCUUUCUCAGCAACUGCAGUGUCAGAGGCUGGUGCUGUGCCCCUCCCCCCCCAGGAGAGGGCUGGACACUGCCUUUGCUGUGCAUGGUCCCAGGAGCACAAUGUAACCAAGGGACGCUACAUAUUUACAUAAACAAUUGAAUGAGGCCUAGUUUACAUUUGCUUAAGAUUAAGAGUGGCUUCAGUAAUCCAUGUGGCAUUCUGGUACUACACUUUGAUGAAACCUCUAAUUUACACCAUUUUAC